ACAACGCUCUUUAUGAUAAAGGACCUAUAUAAGCACUUUCGUGGCAGGCGUCCUGACUGCAGUGUGUUGACCCAAACCUCUUUGGCACCGGACUCAACAUGGGGAAGAUCAUCUUCUAUGAGGACAGGAACUUCGGGGGGCGCUCCUAUGAGUGCAGCAGCGACUGCGCUGACAUGCACUCCUACUUCAGCCGUUGCAACUCCAUCCGAGUGGAGAGCGGCUGCUGGGUUCUGUACGAGCGCCCCAACUACAUGGGCUACCAGUACGUCCUGACCCGGGGGGAAUAUCCCGACUACCAGCGCUGGAUGGGCUACAACGACUCCAUCAGGUCCUGCCGCAUGUUUCCAGAUUACCAGAGCUCUUCCUACAGGAUGAGGAUCUACGAGAGGGAAGGCUUCGGAGGCCAGAUGAUGGAGUUCAUGGACGACUGUCCCAAUGUCUACGACCGCUUCCAUUACCGUGACAUCCACUCCUGCAACGUGAUGGACGGCUACUGGACCUUCUACGAGCAGCCCAACUACAGAGGCAGGCAGUACUUCAUGAGGCCCGGAGAGUACAGGAGGUUCAGCGACUGGGGCGCCAACUGCGCUACUAUUGGCUCCUUCAGGAGGGUCAUGGAUUUCUAAAUUCCAGCUGGACUCAACUGAUGUGUUAUUGAUGCUGCAAGCAAAGCUAAUUAAACCAGCUUAGAGCACUUGAAACAUU
Lepisosteus oculatus (spotted gar) is the source of this 705-nucleotide messenger RNA. RefSeq names its product gamma-crystallin M2-like. The record is from RefSeq and is a predicted model, not a curated record. Gene Ontology annotation, biological process: lens development in camera-type eye; visual perception. Gene Ontology annotation, molecular function: structural constituent of eye lens. Lineage: Eukaryota; Metazoa; Chordata; Actinopteri; Semionotiformes; Lepisosteidae.